CGAGCCCAGAUCUCCUUCUUUCUCCAACUUGCGAACCGGCUCGCUCUUCUCCCGUCUCUGCUUUCUCAACGGGCUUCCCGGCUUGAGGGAGGCCGCAUCUCCUCUCAGCCCCAUUCUCUUACCUCUGAAACUCAGGCCGCGGGGUUUGGGGCUUCCACCUCUUGGCGUCGGAUUUCGGAACCCCGGCCUGGGCGUUGUGUGGGGGUCUGUAGCCUCGGGGUUUGCCCGGCCUGUGCCGGCGAAGGGCUGGCUCCCAGGGGACAAAAGGGGUGGUUGGGUUGGGCUGGGAGGGCUUCCGAACCCCGGGAUUUUGCUCUCGCGGACCCUUUUGGGGUCCUUCUCUCUUCAGAAUCUCAGUGUUUCACUGGCUGCCUUCGUUAUCAGACGCCUUACUGGUUAGUGAAACAUUGAGAUUUCCCGGGGCGUAUAAGCGUUGAUGUAGUUAUUAGACUGUUAAUCGGGCUUGGAAAACGGUAAGUUACUGGACCGUGGUCCAAUGUAAGUGUGAUAUAGCUGGCCUAGAGUGAGAACCUGAACAAUGCCAUUUUAUAAAAGACAAAACUGUUUGCAUUCUCCUCACAAUGACUGCUAACCUUCGCUUCUGUAAAACUGCUAGUUUACAGAAUGCAAAGAAGUAAAGCUGCUCACCUUCUCUUAUCUGUAACUGCCAGAAUUGCUGGCCUUUGUUUACCAGUAAUAACCAGAAUAAGCACCCCCAGAUAAUUCCAUCCUGGCGCCAAGUAACUAAAAAUCCGUGGAUCCCACCCCUACCCAGACGAUGUGUAAACGAAUACUAAUCUUAGCAUUUGUGAACCGCUUAAGUGACAAUCAGCAUGUCAAAUAGUCCCCUGGCCCUCGGAAUGUCCGGAACCCCCUCACCCUCAUCUUCGCCCAGAAAUCCACUGGAAUGUCCGGAACCCCCUCACCCUCAUCUCUGCCCAGAAAGCGAUUUGAAUCCACUAGACCUCGGAAUGUCUGAAGCCCCUCACCCCAUCCCCUCCUCUCACCCCCAAGUUGAUUUUUACGGGUAUAAAACGUCUUGUCACCUUCUUUUACAGGGCCACGGGUUGGAGAGACGUGAGUCCUCCGUGGUCGCCGGCAAUAAACCCUGCAAUUUGGCAUACGUUUGUCUUGGUGUUGACUUUCUAUGCUUGGUCCAGUAUAACAUAAGCUUAACCUCAAAUCCUAUCUCGAAAGAAGAUUUGUAAGAAGCGUAAUGGUAAUGGGCCUUCCGUAAUGAUAAUGGUCACUAGUGCCAAAAGCUUGCUUUUUCUUUCUCCAGUUGCAAAUGUUAGUAGGGAAAAUGCCCUUAUGAUGGCAAGCUCUAUUGAGUAAAAAAUAAAGGUCAAAUUCGUAUAGCUCGUUUUUUCUUUGCUUAAAAUACUUUGCUGUUUAAAUUAUUACCGCGGAAAUCUCGAAGACUAAAAGGGAUUUAGUAUAGAUUGGCUAUUUGUAGGUAAAACACAUCCGUAGAGUCUCAAAAAAAACCACUGCAUUACUACCGCAUAUCCUGGCAACUGCAAUUUGGGUCAAGGGAUGAAUCUCAGAACUCAAGUUUUGAUCCCGCUGCAGAUCCUACUCAAAGCAAUACGAAAGCACUCUAGCUGUGUUUUAGAAGGCAGUUUAAAGGGUUUGGAUUCCCUGAGAUGGUAGGAUUGGUAAAUAAAUAUAGGUAAAGCAGUUUAACAAUUUUAACCCAGCACUGUUAAUAGUCUAGUACAUAGAAGGCUUAUGAGAAGUUUUGCAGCUAGGGAUCUGGAGGCUGUUGAAAAGCCUUGUGAGAUCAUGCGCCUGCUGUAUAGCUGCAGCACAAUACAGAAGAAUCUCAAGGUGUUCUAUGGAUAUAAUGCAGAUUCACCGAAGUUUGGAAGCAGUUCAUGUUAGCCUUUUGGUCUCAGAAAUAUAUGUAUUUUUAGCAAGCACUGUAAAAUACGAGUAGGCUGCAAGGUGUAUGAGCUUUAUUGAUUUUUAAAUUACCAAUAGAGACAUAUUGAUAACCAAAGCCUGAAAAUGCUUUUCAGAGGAGAGAAUCUCAAGGUGACCUAAUAAAAUUGAAAAUGGAUAAUAUGGACAAUACUGUGAACCACAGAAUUCCAGCAGGCUUAACAAAAAGGAUUUUCAGGGCCUUUAAGGAAGAUUUUGAAAAUUGUGGAUAGCAGAGUGUGAAUGCUGUUUUCUGAAAAAAAAAAAAAAAAAAAAAAAAUUGAGGGACUUAGCCUCUACUUUUUCAGUAGUCAGUUUCUAAGUAAGAUGACCCUCUCUUCAAAUGCUUUAGUUGGGUAUUGCAAAACCUGAUUUUGGUUUCAUGGUAGUCGUUUGAAGAUGAUACGUAUACUUCAACUUUAUUUUCUGCUUAUGUGUUGAAAGAAGCAACCCCUGUUAAGUUGGAUCAGCCAGGAAAAUGUUGGCUUUUAAAAUUCAGAUAUCCUAGCAUUUUAGGUAAAUAGGGUAUUGGACAUGAAACCUUUUUAGGCUGUUGUAAGAUGUUAAAACGUUUAUAAAUUGUGUUAACAUUUCUAAAAUGUAUUCAUUUAAAAACAGUGAUUUUUUUCUGGAUAUUUUAAUAAAGGGAAAAAUACAGAUUGACUCUCAUUAAUGAUAUUUUUUGAUUCAGUUAUUGGUGAGAGAAUGUAAUGUAAUAGGAUGCUCCUGUGAAUAAUGUAUCUGAAACAUUUUCAGCUUCAGGUUAUUCAAAAUUAAAUGUGGCCUCCUUUUUAGAUUUUAAGUAAUAAAUGAGGUGAAGCCACUGACCAUACUUGAAAACAAAUCCAUAGUAGGUUUCCAGACUCAGUGGAUAGAUCUUGUUGCUUUCAUCAGAUCUUGUAGCACUGGACAUUUCUCUGUUCAUCUUCUCUGGUAAGAUCAGAUGACUGUCAUUUUCUUUGUCUUUAAUUUGGCUGGUGAUUUAAAGUUGUAGAACUUCACUCUACCAGUUUAUCAAGUGCAAAUUUUGGAGAGUUUGAUGUCUCUUGAAAUUAAUAUGGAGUCAGGGAGUUGGGCUAUUACAAUUUGUGAAUACCUAAAGUUUCAAAGGUAUUUUGUAGAAAGUAGUGAAAAGUUAUAGUUAACAGUGGUAUGCACUCAUGAAUAUAGAGAUUAAUCAUUAUCAGCGACCUACCUUUUUUUUAAUUGGUAACUUUACUAGAAUAACAAACAGGUCCUAUUCCACAGGCUUUAUCUGUCUCAACACACAGUCUUCACUAUAACCCUAGGAGGUAGGUACUGUUGUUACUGGUGUUUUCAGCUGAGACACAAAGAAUUAAGUACAUCUGUUAAAUGACAGAGCCUAGAUUCAUACUGGCUUUUGGACUCUUGAACUUGUGCUCAUGACCAUUCUGUCUGCCUCUGGCAAUUAUAUAUUUUAUAUAGCUGCAAUUGAAUAAUCAAAUGUGAAGAAGGAUAAACUUGUAGGUGACAAAUAAUAAGGGAGCUUUUAGAAAGCUGAUUCAAUUCCAAUUUUUAUUCUAUUCAGUUUUGUUCAGAUCUGUUUCUUUCUAGUCUCCCAAGGGUUUCUAGGGAGGUUUUCAACAGUGAUAAAUUAUAUUGUUUCAUAGAGGAUAGAUUGAUAACUGUUUUAGUUUAGACAUUUUUUUGUCUAGACUUUUAAGUGUUUUUUGUUUUUUAAAUCUUUGGGAAUCUUUGUAAUCUAAGCUGAUGUGUUUAUUUUUACAGGUGUUUUAAGAGUUUUAACUACUUGUUUAAGAAUUUGACCUCAAUUUCUGGGGCCGCCGCCGCGCCGCGACUUGAGGGCGGGAGGCUGGGGGAGGGUAGCGGAGCCGGCACCGUCGCCAUGUUGGGUCUGAAGCGGCUGCUGUAGGCGCCUACCUAGCGAGCCGGCGUGCGGAGCGGGCGACAGCGGCGUGGGAUCUGCCUCUCUGCCAGCGGCCUGGGGCGGCGGCGGCGGCGCCAUGAGCGGGGGCACCCCUUACAUCGGCAGCAAGAUAAGCCUCAUCUCCAAGGCAGAGAUCCUCUACGAGGGCAUCCUCUACACCAUGGACACCGAAAACUCCACUGUAGCCCUCGCCAAAGUUCCAUCCUUUGGUACAGAAGACAGACCAACAGAUCGUCCAAUACCACCUCGAGAUGAAGUCUUUGAAUAUAUUAUAUUCCGUGGGAGUGACAUUAAAGACCUCACUGUUUGUGAGCCACCAAAACCACAGUGUUCUUUGCCUUAAGACCCAGCUAUCGUUCGGUCCUCACUAGGCUCAUUGACUUCUUCAUUCCAGUCCAUGGGUUCUUAUGGGCCUUUCGGCAGGAUGCCCACAUACAGUCAGUUCAGUCCAGGUUCCUUAGUUGGGCAGCAGUUUGGUGCUGUUGGUGUUGCUGGAAGCUCUUUCACAUCCUUUGGAACAGAGACAUCAAACAGUGGUACCUUACCCCAAAGUAGUGCGGUUGGUUCUUCCUUUACACAGGAUACAGGAUCCCUAAAAACACAGUUAUCUCAAGGUCGUUCAAGCCCUCAGUUAGACCCUUUGAGAAAAAGCCCAACCAUGGAACAAGCAGUGGAGACUGCCUCGGCCCACUUACCUGCUCCAGCACCUGUUGGGAGAAGGAGCCCUGUUUCAACCAGGCCUUUGCCAUCUACCAGCCAAAAAGCAAUAGAGAAUCAGGAGCACAGGAGAGCUGAAGUACACAAAGUUUCAAGGCCAGAAAAUGAGCAACUCAGAAAUGAUAACAAGAGACAAGUAGCUCCAGGUGCUCCUUCAGCUCCAAGGAGAGGGCGUGGGGGUCAUCGGGGUGGCAGGGGAAGAUUUGGUAUUCGGCGAGAUGGGCCAAUGAAAUUUGAGAAAGACUUUGACUUUGAAAGUGCAAAUGCACAAUUCAACAAGGAAGAGAUUGACAGAGAAUUUCAUAAUAAGCUUAAAUUAAAAGAAGAUAAACUUGAGAAACAGGAGAAGCCUGUAAAUGGUGAAGAUAAAGAAGACUCAGGAGUUGAUACUCAAAACAGUGAAGGAAAUGCUGAUGAAGAAGAUCCACUUGGACCUAAUUGCUAUUAUGACAAAACUAAAUCCUUCUUCGAUAAUAUUUCUUGUGAUGACAAUAGAGAAUGGAGACCAACCUGGGCUGAAGAAAGAAGAUUAAAUGCUGAAACAUUUGGAAUCCCACUUCGUCCAAACCGUGGUCGUGGGGGAUACAGAGGCAGAGGAGGUCUUGGUUUCCGUGGUGGCAGAGGGCGUGGCGGUGGCAGAGUUGGUACCUUCACUGCCCCUCGAGGAUUUCGUGGUGGAUUCAGAGGAGGUCGUGGGGGCUGGGAGUUUGCAGAUUUUGAAUAUAGGAAAGACAACAAAGUUGCUGCAUAGUCUACAAACAAGUCUCUGAAAAUAGGUGAAUUUCUAGCUCUUCAUGGUCCUGAAAAUUGAUUUCAGUCUUUGCGAAGAAUGAAGAAGUGAAUUCGCUGUACAUUUGUCACCAGCACUGGGUUUUAGUUUUUUGUUUGUUUUUCUGCUUAUUUCAAAGAUAAAAUGCAGUUACUUUUGGGGGUGGAAGGCUCAUCUUACAACAUGAGCAUUAAAUAUAUUUGGAAUAGCCGAAGCUUAAGUAAUUUCUUAUAUAUAGUUAAACUAAAGCAGUACUUGAGUGGGACUUACAAGUAUUUUUUCAUCACUGAAAGGUUUUUUUAUCACUAAAUUGUAUUUGGCAAUUGCAAGUUGCCUGCAGAUAGGGCCGUGAUACUGUGUUUUGAGCCACAGAAAGUUGUGUGCGUGUGUGUAUGUGUGCGUGUGUGUGUAUCUUUUUCCUCCUUUCUUUUGGGGAAUCCUGUAAUAUGAGGUAGCUUAUUUCGUCAGUUAAUUAGGGUGCUGGAUGGUAGAGAAUUUUGUCAGUCAACUAUGUACACAGAGUAAAUACUGUUUCUUAGGCAAAGGUAACUUUUUUAUAUAGUUGUAAAAUUCCAUUAUAUUCCAUUGCCAAAGAAACAUUAAGACCUUUGUAUAGCUGUAUAAAAAGCAACUAAUUUUUUAAAGAAUAAACAUUUUAAAGUCAGCAAAAAAAAAAAAAAAAAAAGAAUUUGACCUCAAUUUCUGAAUGAGAUAUUACUUCUGCCAGCAUUUAUCCAAUUAAGGUGUAUUUGUUCUCAGAUUGAAGUGUUACACAAACUAAUGGAAAAUAAAAAUAUAUAAUGUAACUUAAGAUAAUCAACACUUUGGAUUGCAGGUUUAUUAAAGAAAGCUUUGUCUGUUCAGUGAUGUACAGCUAGCUGAACGGUGCCAUUAAGAUACAGGGCUUAGCAUUUUAUGGUUGCGCAGCUUUAUUGGUGAUGCAGCUGAAUGCUAGUGAGGAAAUGUUCUUUAGUAUAUGUACUGGCAGAGGACUGAUGAUUCGUGUUACGAGCGUUCUCUGCAUUUUAUUUCUAAUGAAAAGGAACUAUAGUAAUAGAUCAGUGAGUGAUAAGUUGAUAAGAGAAACAAGAUACGCUGUCUUAAAAGGUCAUGAUAAAAAUACAGAAAUUGUCCAAGAACUUUCUGUAAUCUAUGUAAGUAAUCAUAAUGGUAAAUAGCAAUAAGCUAGUCAUGUAUUACAUUUAUGCAGUGUGUUCGUAGGAUUCCUGUUUGUGUUUCCUAUAUGUAACUCCAGGAAGUUCUUAGUGGAGACUGUUAAGUGAAGAGGUUCAUAGUUUUAAGAUAUUUAGGCUGCAGAAGUGUAUUAGUAUAUUUUUUGUAGGUAAUGGAGUUGGUAUUGUAAUGCAAGUAUGUCAGAUAUGACAUGUGGGCAAGUGUUCUAAACAUUUUUUCCUAUGUCUCUCUUCUGUAAUCUGGAAGAAAUGCCACAAGCUAUGAAAAUUCAUGUCAGUUUGAUUUGGGAUACUGAAACUAAUGCAAAAUCGUUACUCUUCCCAGUCUCAUCGUAUGAUAGGUGAGGAAGAUUAGAAUCAGGGCUGUACCAGUUUCGAAAUACGGAUGCUGAAUUGACAUGAUUAUUAGCAAAUGCAAAGUGAUACUGAUAUUGGUUAAUAUAUUCUCAGGAGAUCAAGAGUGACCAAAGUAAAGUCAGCAUAAGAGAAGUUUCCCUGGAGGUGAUUUGAAGGGUAAAGUGUACAUAAUCACUUUUUAAGUGUGUGACAUAUUAAGGAGUAAUAUCACAGAGAAAGACGUAAGUUGCAAAUAGGAAAGAUUGGGGUUGGGAAGAACUGUGAUGAUGUGUUUCAUUAUUUGUUUUCAAAGUAGGCAUGGGAGGCAGGAAGAAACAGAUCUGGACAAGUAUACUAUUAGGCUGAGUAUUAUUUCAGAGCUCUUACACUACAGUCAAAAUGACAGAAAGACAGUUAUAUCUGUUGUAUCCUUUUUUUCUAUACAUGUAACAGUGCUCAUUAGAGUACUGCAAAGGGAUUCUUUCAUCACAUUUUCUCAUAUCUUUAUGAUAAAUUGUAUAACCAAAGCUAAAAUAUAUCCUAAGCUAUCCUGAUGUGCUGCUUCUUAAUUGAAAUACAUUUCCGUGUGAUUUCUGUCUAUCUGGCUACAUGAUAAAAUUUUCAAAAGGACAGUGUGUUUUCUAUUUCUCUCUUUUUUUUUUUGAGACAGUGUCUGGCUGUUGCCCAGGCUGGAGUACAGUUGUGGGAUCUUGGCACACUGUAGCUUUCACCUCCCUGGCUCAAGCAAUUCUCUCACUUCAGCGUCCUGAGUAGCUGGGGUGACAGGAAUGCACCACCAUGCGUGGCUAAUUUCUGUAUUUUUUUUUUUUAGAGAUAGGGUUUCAAGUUGUUGCCCAGGCUGCUCUUGAACCCCUGGGCUCAAGCAAGCUUCCCACCUCCGCCUCCCAAAGUACUGGGAUUACAGGGAUGCACCACUGCACCCAGCUGACAGUAUGGUUUUUUUUGAUGUGGUCAAGAUUAAAAAAAUUUUUUUUGAGAUAAGAUCUUACCGUGUCGCUCAGGCUGGAGUGAAAUGACACAGUCAUGGCUCCCUGCAGCAUCAACCUCCCAGCUUCAAGUGAUCCUCCCACCUCAGCCUCCUGAGUAGCUGGGGCUACAGGCAUGUCACCAUGCCCUGCUUUUUUUUUUUUUUUUUGCAUUUUUAUAGAGAUGGGGUCUUGCUGUGUUGCCCAGGCUGGUCUCAAACUCCUGAGCUCAAGCUAUCCUCCCACCUCAGCCUCCCAAAGUGCUCAGAUUACGGGCAUGUGCCACUAUACCUGGCCAAUAAUACCAUUUUCUGAAAAGAAGUAGCAGAAGUUCAUGAGAUCGUGAAUUAUAAAUCUGAAAUCCAUGUAAAAAUUUCAUUUUUGUUCUUGUGACUUAGUUUCUAGUAUUUUAUUAAUGAAAAUGGUUUCUAGCUUGACAUAGAUUCCAGUUCAUGAGUUGUAUUAAAAUUCCUUCCCUGAAACAACUUGGUACUUUUGCUUGUAUGUCUGGCAUUAAUUUUCUUUUUGUAUUAACAUUGCCAUUUAGCAUUAAGUGAAAGCAGAUUCAUGGUAAUUAACAAAGGAAUUACAUAUGACCACCACAAAUACUGAAAGAAGUCGUUGAUUUGAUAUUGCAGUGAAUACCAGAAGAUGUAAUCAUUUUCCACUUAUAAAAAGUGAAUAGUCCAUUUAACUGUGGAAGUCUAAGCAAAUGUGCUUAAUGCAUAUUGUAUUAGUCAAUGCAAAAAGUUAAAUAUGCCCAGGCUGAAAGAAGGCAUAUACUGUAUGCUCAUUCCUGUGCCAAAUGAUUUCUUUGGAAUUUAAACAAAUGUGUUAAGUAUUUUAUUCCUAAUUUAGGAAGAAAAAGCAGCUAAUGAUUUCUGACAUUGUACAUAGAUUAGUAGCAUGUAACUCUGUUAUUUAGUAAUCACUAUAGAUAGUAAGGAAUUAAAGUUGUUAGUGAGGAAAACAGGCGUAUCCUGCCAUUUGCUUUCUUUUUGUGAUAGUUUUGAGGUACGAUCAAUCCUGUGUGCAAGUCACUCGAGCAACCAGAAAGUGUCUUUGUAAUAUGCAUUUGAUCUCAUCUCAUGAAGUUGCAAUUAUUUGUUACCAUCCUUGCCACUCUUUGGCAAUUACAUUGAUUUCAAAGAGGAUUUAUCUUAGUGUUUCAUAGAAUUGAAACAAAACUUCUUUACAGGUUUAAAGUUGUAAUAGAAAAAAGUCAUAGAGUUUUCUGACAUUUAUUUAUUUAUUUUUAUUUU
This is a messenger RNA of Callithrix jacchus (white-tufted-ear marmoset), 9095 nucleotides long. NCBI's taxonomy places the organism in Eukaryota, Metazoa, Chordata, Mammalia, Primates, Cebidae. The record is from RefSeq and is a predicted model, not a curated record.